AUGGAACGCAUGGAGGUGGACGAUUCGGCCGUGGUAGAUCUGAGCCUCGGUUCGGGCCGUUCUUCGAUCACGAUCACACCGGCUACGGCCCGUGAUUUGCGAGCGUUGGCGAAAAACUCCGGGCUAACCAUAACACCCGCCCUACCGCCUGUGUCAUCCUCCCAUGCUGGCAAUCCGGGUGGUGGUGGUGGAGGAGGAGGAGUUGGAGGAGGCAGUGCUCUCAGUCCAGCGCCAGCAACACCUAGUGGUGGAGAAGGAGGAGGCAGCGGAGUUGGUACUACUGGUGGUGUUGGUGGCGAAGCUGGCACCACAUCUCCCAUCCCGGGCCGUCGUGUACUGCGACCCCGUACGGAAGUUAAAUCGUAUGCGGAAGUGCCAGACAUCGUACUACUUCCGGCCAAAGUAAACGGACGAUCACAGAAUGGUAGCACGGGCAGUGGAGGUGGUACUGGUGGUGGCGGAGGUUCAGGAAGCGUAACGGCCGGACUGUCCGAGUCCGAGGACGAAGAGAUGCCUCCGGUCUACCCGAUCAAGGAACUAACGGCGGCCGAAAUCUGCGAACGGGAGCGAGGGCUUCGAAAGCUGCGCGAAGAACUCCGCAGUGAAGAAACGAAGUUGGUGCUGUUGAAAAAGUUAAAACAAUCGCAGCAAGUCAUGAUGAAGGAAAAUCUGAUCGUAACGCCUAGCAACACGAACCUCCCGAACCCGCUCGCCUCGAUCCCGGCUGCCCUGACGAAGGGUUCGCUCAGUGUUACGCCAACGAAUGCCGUACCACUGCCGGCCCAUUCGAAAUCUUCUUCCUCCAGCAAACCCAUGUCUAAUCCGGUCAACAAUCGAGGUUCACCGUUAAAUAUCACACCCGUACCGAAGGUGUCCCUCUCGCAGAGGCCCUCGCUACCGGGCGGGGCCACACUAACGCCGAGCAGUCCCGGACAACGGUUACCGAUCGGGUUGGGCCGUGCUGCGUCCAAUCUCAUCAUCACGCCAUCGGUGACGAUCACACCGACCAAUGCGCCCACCGCGGCCAUGAAGCAGCGCAAUAGCCAGAAUCUGGGGCAGCUUAGUAGCUCGGUAUCCAUCACACCAACGCCACCCAUACCGGCCCAGAUAAGCUGUACGACUGUCGAACCCGUAUCGCUGAAGCGCGAUCGGGACCAAUCAACCCGCGAAGACCCACAGAGCCAAGCACAACGGCAAGCGUCUGCAAAGUUGGCAUUGCGCAAACAGUUGGAGAAAACGUUGCUCCAGAUCCCACCACCAAAACCGCCACCACCGGAGAUGCACUUUGUGCCGAACCCGAGCAACAUCGAGUUCGUGUAUCUGCUCGGGCUCGAGCACGUGGUGGACUAUCUGACGAAGGACAAAAAACCGAACCCACCGCAGCAACCGUACCGGUGUGCGCAGUGCAAGAUCGACUUUACGCCCGUCUGGAAAUGGGAGAAACAGGGUAAAAGAGGAAAUCCCACUUUUCAGAACAGUCCAGUUGGAAAGGAUCCUAAAGUUAUUUGCGAGCAGUGCGUGACGAGCAACGUGAAGAAGGCACUGAAGGCUGAACACACUAACCGUCUCAAGACGGCGUUCGUGAAGGCAUUGCAACAGGAGCAGGAAAUAGAAGCUCGACUAGCCGCCCAGAGCAGUCCGUCACCGGUCGAAAUCCAUCCAACGCCCUCCUCAACCCCCGGUUUGCGUGAGCAGCGUGAGUUGCGCGAACUGGAACAAGCCCAACAGCAGGCACAACAAGCACAACAGGUCGCACUGCAGCAUCUGCAGCAGCAGCAACAGCAACAGCAGCAAGCGGCAGCAGCCGCAGCAGCAGCAGCAGCCGCUGCCGCCCAACAAGAGCGCCAGGAGCGACAACAGCGUCAAAAGGAGCAACAGGAACAAUUGCGCCAGCAGCAAGCUCAGCUCCAGCAGCUACAGCAACAGCAGCUUCAGCAGCAACAGCAGCAGCAGCUACAGCAACAGCUGCAACAGCAGCAGUUGCAGCAGUUGCAGGAACAGCAGCAGGCGCAGCAGCAACAGCAAAGUCGCCACCAUCAUCUGCAUCAGCUGCAUGCGGCCCAUCUGCAGUCGCAGGCGCCCUCGAAAUCGAAAACUCCCACACCGACGCCCCGACCAACGCCAACACCACCGAACCAACAUCAGACACCGCCACCCGCGUCCAGCUCCCGCUCCAGCCGGCACAGUGCAACGGCAAACGCGACAGCGGAAGCAGCUGCCGCUCAGCUUACCGCACUGGCUGGGCUGGGUAGUUUGGGACAGCUCGGUGCGCUGGGUAACUUUGGCAGCUUGGGCAAUUUGGCCAAUCUGAGCAAUUCCACGGCAGCGGCUGCCGCCGUACAGGCACUACAUCAGCAGCUUUUUAGAGGACUUCAACAAAAUCUUCAAACAAACAACCUUAACAUGAACAGCUUACAGGCGCAAAUGAUGCAAUUUUCGCCCCUGCUGUACUCCUAUCAGCUCGCGAUGGCACAGGCAGCUGCCUCACUAUCGGCAGCCGGUAAAGGUUCAUCGCUUGCCGAGAUGCAACGUGCGCUCGAGUUGCAGCGCCAGUAUCAAGAGAUGCUAUCACAGUCGAAUCCGGGACCGAGUAACAGUAGACAAAACAAUUGGAAAUCUUAA
This is a messenger RNA of Anopheles maculipalpis, 2622 nucleotides long. RefSeq names its product transcription factor dcp-66 (gene simj). The record is from RefSeq and is a predicted model, not a curated record. Gene Ontology annotation, cellular component: NuRD complex. NCBI's taxonomy places the organism in Eukaryota, Metazoa, Arthropoda, Insecta, Diptera, Culicidae. The coding region runs from base 1 to 2622 and encodes 873 amino acids. Gene Ontology annotation, biological process: negative regulation of transcription by RNA polymerase II. The transcript is spliced from 8 exons.